Messenger RNA from Anopheles bellator, 5307 nucleotides. Its product is annotated as probable E3 ubiquitin-protein ligase makorin-1. Gene Ontology annotation, molecular function: ubiquitin protein ligase activity; metal ion binding. Gene Ontology annotation, biological process: protein polyubiquitination. The transcript has 3 exons. Bases 246 to 1628 code for a protein of 460 amino acids. Lineage: Eukaryota; Metazoa; Arthropoda; Insecta; Diptera; Culicidae. The record is from RefSeq and is a predicted model, not a curated record.
UAACAAAGAGACAGUGACGAUAACAAAAUUGUGCAUCGAAACAACGUGCAGCUUCGAAUAUUAAAUACUGAAGCUUAACCCUCUUUUUUUCUCUUUUUUUAUCAAAUACGCACAUUCAUCGGUGGAACCGAAUGAUAAGAAUCCCACUCCGUGUGUAGUGAAGAAAACCGCAUCGUACUGGGCACCCAACUGCAACUCAUUCAAACUAUCCUGCCAAGCAAAUCAAACCCUCAAACUUUAUCGUAAUGGAAACAAAUAUCACAAUGCCGCACACUGAUGAGCGUCCACCCACACCGCACCCUGAUACGGAAUGGGUUGCGCAUCCGACCGCACCACUAAGAAACACAUGCCAAUUCUUUCGGCUAGGCUUCUGUCGUUUCGGAACCGAGUGUAGCUUGGUCCAUGGGAUCACCUCUAGUACAGACCGACGAAACACAACAGAUAUCGUGCCAACGGUCAUAACAAAAGACGUAGCUCAACAGGAGCACGAUCAGCCACAACCAUCACAGACGCAAUCGUUUUCAUCGUCAUCACCGACUAGGAAUCGCAAAGCAACCAGAAUAGAGGAAACAAAUCAAAGCACCAAGUCGCAACCUACUACAGGAGAGAGCACUGCACAACAAAAGUCACAGUUUGAUCCAUCGAAGUGGAUCAACGCGCCUGUCUUCGUUCCGCGCUCUCGUCUGCUUGAUCAGACAGCUGCCGCAUGUAGCCAUGACCAUCAGAUACAACAACAACAAGCAGUCAGUGAGCCAGUAAACGAAUCAAAGGACUGCAGUGCCAGCACAAGCGCCAUCAACUGCUUAUCAUAUGCCAGCAUCGUAAAAUCAAACGACAACCACAACGGGUCUGAACUUGUCGUGACAGCGGAUACUGAGAUAUGCAACUACUACGAGCGCCACGGGGUGUGCACACUCAAGGAUUGUCGCCUGGUACACGGGGACCUUUGUGAACUUUGUGGCAAGUACGCUCUGCAUCCCUCUAAUCACGAGCAGCAACGAAAGCAUAACGCCGAAUGCAUCAAGCAACACGAGCUUGACAUGGAACAUUCAUUCGCGGUGCAGCGUUCGCGCGACAAAACUUGCGGUAUAUGCCUCGAAGUGAUCUUUGAGAAACCAGUUCGCGAGCAGCGAUUUGGUAUCCUUCCGAACUGCAACCACAUCUUUUGUCUCGCGUGUAUUCGUACCUGGCGCAAGGCAUCAAACUUCGAAAACAAAAUCAAACGCGCCUGUCCAACGUGUCGUACAUCUUCGGACUUCGUGUGCCCUAGCAUCGUAUGGGUUGAGGCGGGUGACGAAAAAGAUCGGCUUAUCGGUGAUUACAAAAAGGCUUGCAAAGGGACCGACUGUAAGCACUUCCGCAUGGGCUUGGCGAAAUGUCCUUUCGGAAACCGCUGUUUCUAUCGCCACGCUUUACCGGAUGGAAAUCUGGUUGACGUAGGGGCACCUUCUCGCCAACACGAUCGCAGCAGUGGCCAAAGACGUCGCCGGACCCAUCACUUGGAGCUCCAGGAUUUUUUUGCGCAAAUACUCCAACAGCGCGGCAUGUUACUGGACGAAUUCGUAACCUAUCUGCUUUCAGAUGAAGAAGGUUCGGAUGUGUCCGAUCUGUUUGAAUUCGAGGUUUAGUGUGGUUUACGUCAAAGAUUCAAGCCAGUUAUAUCGCAAACAGAAUCGUACAUCGUCAACCAAGUUGAAGUAAAUUGAAGGCAAAGUGACAGUAAGAGAGAAGCGAAAACAAAUGGUAGAGAUAGAUUUAUUGCAUAAGUGGAUCAUCUAAGGAUGGGCCAUGUUUUGAAAAUUGUCAAUGAACUUCGGCCAAGAUGUAUGUAUGUGGCCGCCAAACUGAGAGCAGAACGAUUGAAUACUAUGAAUUGGGUGUGCUGUGGUAGCAUAGCCAAAUGCGAUGUUUAGUUUUAGGCAGAAACGCAAAUAAUUUGAUGAUUUGCCCAGCGACCAGAUUAUAGUCUCUGCUUGCACUAGGUCUUUCCAAAAGCAGGAUUGCGUUUCUUCAUAAAUCAAAGCAUCACAUUCGUGGAUGCGUCCUGUCGCAGGAUGCCCAAUUUUUGUACCAUUUUGCUGAUAGUGUGGUUAUCCCUUCAUUAGAAAAGCAAGUAUAUCGCUCAAGGACGAUCAUAAUUUAAGAAGGCUUGUGUAAGGGCAAUGCUACCAAACUCACUCUUCUUUCCACUCUCUCUUUUUGCUUAUUUUGUUGUUGUUUCCUAUUGUCUUGUUUUGUCUCCUACAAUUUUUCUGGCGGCCAAUUGUACUGUGUUACCUCAUGUUCACGUUAUAAUUGUACACAUUUGGUAACAACAUAGUCUCAUUCCUAAGCCAGGCCUCAACUGAACAAGCUCACCAUAAAGCGGUACAAGGACGUUCAAUUAAGAAUGGUCAUUUAGUGCGCAUUCCGUGGUGAGCAUGCGAUAAUUUCGCUAUUCAGCAAGCAUAUCAUAUUUUGAAUGCUUUAUUGAUACUCUUAUUAUAUUCUGCUUAUAGCAUAUCUCUACUUAUUAAAUGUAGUCCAGUCUAUUUUUUGUUUCGCAUAAUCAUUAAUAUAGUUAAUUCAGUUUCCUCGUAGUUCUGUUUCAUGGCUAUUGCGGGGAUAUUUUAAUGAAGGGUUGGAGCUAUGUGGCACUUUGGGCAGGAGGAGCACGCCAUUUGAAAAAUUCGAAAUAACAUAAUCUUCUGGCAAAUCUUCGCGCAAUGAUUCUCCAAGAAAGAAAAACAAGACACCCUGAAUGCUUUGUUGACCGCUAUACUACAUUAUGUUCAAAGAAUUUUACAAAUUUACGAACAAAAACAGACAUAGCAGUGAAAACAUGGUUAAGCCUACAUCCAGCAUACUAAUCGGACAACUUUGGGUAGGAUGAGAACGGAAGCACGAAAAACUAUUUUUGUUUUUCUUGUAAAGUCUGAUUGGACAGAAGGGUGAAGCAAACGCGCAAUGCUUGCCGAAUCGAACUUCCGUUUAUCCUUAUUAAUUCUCCAAUCACAAAAACAGAAGGUUCCUCCUUGCCCACCUACACCACGUUUUUCGCAGUGUGGCAGUGAAGUUGUACAUAUUGUUAAUUUCAUGUUGGCAGAAUGAAACGAAAACAAAUACAAACAACACACUCAUGCGCAUACCGAAUAUGAUCAAAUAUAUCUCACGUUGAUGAAUGCUCGCAGUUGGGAAAACAUAAACAGAUUUGCUUAUAUGAGACAGUUCUAGAAAGAGUUAAAGAAAUGCAUACAAUAUGAAAAAGAAAAACAUCGACAACAUCGCGAAAUAUUAAUUUCAAUAUGUGUGUGUAUGAAAUCAGCCGAAAAAUGGAAAAAUAGAAAACGAGCACGGAUUUGCCUACUAUUAGCCCUUGAAGAGUUUAUUAGUUGACAAUAUAAAAUUUAAAAAAUGGACGAACACACCUUAAGCCUCACUUGAAUUGGAUUUUCCUUGACGUAUUUGAAAAUAGGUAGGAAAAACGCCUAAAGCUGCCGACUCAAGAACUGCCGUUGAUUGUUGUUGACCGUUUUAGAGUCGCAAGUAAUAGUUUACAUUAUAUGUCGUUAGUAAACCUUUCACAUCUUAUUGGAAAUAUUUCAAAGUAUAAGAAGUCGCCUUGAAUCAUACAGUGGCUGGCAUAUGGAUCCAACACUGGUAAAAGAACCAAUUUAUUACUCUAAUCUUUUUGAUUCCUCCUUCCUUCCUUCUUAUUUUCGUCAUGUUUCGUUUAGUUUAGGUUUUGGAAGUGCGAAGCACCUAGCACAUCCGAUAAAAAGAUGCCUUAACUUCCGCUCCACAUUGCGUUGUAGUAAACUCGUGUGUGUCUUUCUGUAUAUACCAGGCUACCUAUUAGAUAAACCUCCUACUUCAUUAUUAUCGAGAUGUUGAUUAAUUAACCUAAAGAGAAAAGGUAACUCAUGGAGUAAAACGAAAUAGAUGGGAAACUACUGGGCACAGCUUUCAGAACAUAGUAUUGCAUCGUCAAUCAGAUAGGUUUCCUUCGAUUCCACAUUUGUUAAGAUAUACAUAAUCAUAAGCGUGUCUCAAUAGCUAAGUAUGCCUAUUUACACAUAGGGAAUAGUUGAAAGGAAUAAAAUUUGAAAUUAUCGUAUGCAAAAUACGAAGUAACAUACAAAGAAUGUUACUUCGGCGGCACCAGUUACAAACGUAUGAGCAACCAAAUUUUAAGGGUAUCAAAAACUAGCACUUGUCUUUCAAACGAUGUAAAAAUAUUUUGAAUUCAAAUUUAAGAUAACUGCGUCAGUCAGGAAAUACGCACAAUAUGAUGGGAAAUAUGGUGAAUCUGAGUCGAUACCGGUUUCUCUUUUCUAACGUCUGUUAAUUUUCUAAUGAAAUCUUUAGUGCUUCGCAAUUCUUUUAUACCAAACCCAUUGUUUAAUGAUAAAAAGACGGAUGGUUUUUAAGACGAAGGAAAAACUAAAGAUGGCGAAAGGGAUAACGUGCUACUCUACAUGCUAUGCAUGUUAAAUACCAACUGACUGGCUUGAAAGGCAAUUGCUGCAAGUAACGUGAAAAUUUAUAAAGAAAUAAUUAUGAAUUUUAUACUGAAUUUAGAAUUGAAUUUGAGUUUGAAAUUUCAUACUUUAGAAAAUAAUUAGACUUGAACAAGUUCAGCAUAUUAUUUCACAAGUAUGUUUUUCAAAAGAUAGCAUCAAUGAAUCAUACUAACAGUAACUGACAACUGUUUCAAGACCUCAAGGUCUUCGCACCGACGAUGUUUAUUUGAAAACUUUAUAUUGCUUUAUUACAUAUGUUACAUCGAACAGAUAUUGCUUCAUCAAAAUGUUACAUUCAUUAGGCUAAUUUCAUGGAGUCACAAAUAUCCAAAUCCAACGAAUGGUAAAAACCUAUUAUACUUUUACGGUUAACGUUCUGGGUCAAAGUAUUGCCCAUUUCAAUCCUUUUUCGAGGUUUGUCCAGGAUUGCGUAUUGUCUUCAAUUGCUAAGACAGGGCACUUUGGAAUCGCUAAUAAUAGAGCAAUUAAUAAUUUUACACUGUGUUUGAAGAAUGUUUCCCAAUCACCAUAAACUUCAAGGCGUUUAAAACCCGGUUGUAAUUUUCUUAUCGUCUGUAGCGAACACCAUAUAACCACGCAAGAAAAAGCUUCUCAGAAGAACACAUUUCUAGCAGAUGAAAAGGAAAUAGUUUGUGAAAAUGGAACACAUUUGUAGAUGAUUGAUAUUGAGAAGAGAAAGCACUAUAGAAAUAGUAUAAAUAAACAUAACAUCCUCAGCAGGUGGUAUAGCCAACAUCACCAAACCUUUACGUAAUUCGAUAGAGUUUCGUUUAUUUAGGUAUGA